AAAACGGAUGGUUUGGGCAACUGUCCAAGAACAACCUCAGACUCGAGAACAACGUGGGCUUUGGGACUGGCAAUUCUUGGGGUAGGGGUCGCGAAACUGAUACUAAACUUCCCCAGGACACAGACCCACAGAGAGGUCAAAUCGCCGGCCCGCGGCCGUAAGAGGGGAGCUGGGAUGUGAAGCCAGAGCUCCAGGCUGACGCUCCUGCGCCCUUUAACUCGCCCUUCCCGGGACGUCUCCGCCGCUGUGAGCCUGGCCUCGGUUGCUUCUGGAACCUCCGCAGUUCCCGCUUGCGCACCUCCGGGGUUUAGUCUCGGGCGCCGCGCGAGCAGACGCAGGGAACCCCGAACGCGGGACGACCACCGGGCAACUCCUCCCACGCGUCGGGGCCCGUGGGACCCGCGGUGCAGUCGCAGGACACCCAUUUCCCACGCGCGGCCGGGCGAUGCUAGGCCGUUGCCAUGGAGAUCGGGACCGAUGGCCUUCGAGGAUGUGGCCGUGUACUUCUCCCAGGAGGAGUGGGGGCUCCUGGACACAGCGCAGAGGGCCCUGUACCGCCAUGUGAUGCUGGAAAACUUCGCACUUGUGGCCUCACUGGGGCUCUCCACCUCCCGACCUCGUGUGGUCGUCCAACUUGAGCGUGGUGAGGAGCCCUGGAUUCCCAGUGGGAUGACCUGGACCCUGGCCGGGAACACCCACAGGAGGCACAACCCCGGCUCCUGGUGUUUGGCAGAGGAUAGAGAUGUUUCUGGAGAAAGCAUCGCCAGGGCCUUACCGGGUAGCCCCCUGGAAUGGCUACUAGGUCUUCCUGUUGUUGGUGCCUGCCACAGUGCAAAAAGCCUGGAGGGACAGUGGGGUGCUUCCCCAUCACAGGAGCGAAAACCCACGGGGGUGUCGAUGAUCUACUGGGAGAGGCUCUGCUCGGCUCGGCACCGCCAGGCAAGCGUUGGCCUGCGGCUGACGUCCCCGCUGAGGCCUCUCGAGGGCGGGGGUCCAUGGAGAAGGCCGCCACAGCCGCCCUCUGCAGGGAUGCAGCCCACGGUGCAGCGGCGGAAGCCAUACGCGGGGAACGCCCCUGGGAGAGCCUUCCGGAGCGUCCCUACGUGGCGUCUGUUAGCACUAGGCAGGAGCAGCAUGAGCGUGGCUUGGCGUGAGCCUCAGAGACUCCCCAGCGACCAGGAGCCCCGAACCUGGGAGGAACUGGGCGAGGUCCCCACGCUGGCCCUGCCUCCCGGAGAGAAGCCUUUCGAAUGCAGGGCGUGCAGCAAAGUGUUCGUGAAGAGCUCAGACCUCCUCAAGCACCUGCGCACCCAACGGGAGCGGCCCUACGAGUGGGCCCAGUGCGGCAAGGCCUUCAGCCAGACGUCGCACCUGACGCAGCACCAGCGCAUCCACAGUGGCGAGACGCCCUACGCGUGCACCGCGUGCGGCAAGGCCUUCAGGCACAGCUCCUCGCUGGUGCGGCACCAGCGCAUCCACACGGCCGAGAAGUCCUUCCGCUGCGGCGAGUGCGGCAAGGCCUUCAGCCACGGCUCCAACCUCAGCCAGCACCGCAAGAUCCACGCGGGCGGGCGGCCCUACGCCUGUGGGCAGUGCGGCCGCCGCUUCUGCCGCAACUCUCACCUCAUCCAGCACGAGCGAACGCACACGGGGGAGAAGCCCUACGCCUGCGCGCUGUGCGGUGCUGCCUUCAGCCAGGGCUCCUCGCUGUUUAAGCACCAGCGUGUACACACUGGGGAGAAGCCCUUCUCCUGCGCGCAGUGUGGCCGGGCCUUCAGCCACAGCUCCAACCUCACACAGCACCAGCUGCUGGCACACUGGGAGCGGCCCUUCCGCUGCGCAGACUGCGGCAAGGCCUUCGCUAAGGGCGCUGUGCUGCUGAGCCACCAGCGCAUCCACACCGGGGAGAAGCCCUUUGUGUGUGCACAGUGCGGGCGCGCCUUCCGGGAGCGCCCGGCCCUUCACCACCAGAGGAUCCAUACUGGGGAGAAGGCUGUGCGUCGCCCUAGGGCCAACCUGCAUACCCGGGUCCAGCCUCCAUCGGGGUCAUCAUCAGAGCUGCAGUGUUAAAGGCAGCUGAAGCCUGAAGCCAGAGCCCCGCCCUUCUCUGGCCUCCUUUGAGUCCCUGCCACAGCUUUAGGGCCCAUAUCGUCUACAAAUUGAAAGCAGGGUGAAGCUGUGUGCGUUUGAAUCGAGGAGGGAGAUCCUUUAGCUUUCAUUCCACUUGCAUUUGGUGACAGAAUUUGCCACCUAAGCCCCAGCUUACACCUCCAUCCCCAAAGAGGUCACACUGCAGAAAGAUCAGGAGUAGGACACAGCAGCUGGGACUCUGGCAGGCCAAGACUGUAGCAGAACCAGUGGGAGGGCAACAGGAGCAGCCCUGCACCUUGGUGACACCUCACGUGUAUUAUGAUAGUGGCUGCGAAGGUGAGGAGGGGAAUGCGCGGAUGCGGAGGCAUGGAGGGCCAGAGAAACUUCUGAUGUCUGCACACAAACUGGCCACAGGACAGAUGCUUGGGACAUUCGCCUCAGGCCUCAAUUCAACCAAGGUUUCCUGCAUGCCAGCCUAGGAGAAAAUAGGUCAUAGGCCAGUGGCAUCAGGUUGGUGGCCUUGGGUAAGUGGCUGGGUUCUCAGUUUCAGCUUUCUCCUCCGGGAGAAAGAAAUAAGUUUUAGUCCCUGAACGCCAUUUUGGCAGACACUCGUGAUAGUCAACACAUGUUUGCUGCAAGCUCCUGCUCUGAGUGCUGGUUAGUUUCUCCUAUACCCCUGUGAGGGGGCUUCUGUGGCUGGCAUCCCUACUUCGAAGUGAGGAAACUGAGGCAUGCAGAAGGGAGGAGAAUUGCCCAUGGCAGACAGCAGAGCCAGGACUGAAACUCAGGUGGACUGACCAGCAUCACAUCUGGGGCUGUGCUC
Messenger RNA from Microcebus murinus (gray mouse lemur), 2914 nucleotides. Lineage: Eukaryota; Metazoa; Chordata; Mammalia; Primates; Cheirogaleidae. The record is from RefSeq and is a predicted model, not a curated record.